AUGGAUUCUGCUAGCACUGUGUUAACUGGAGAACGCUUGCGAGCCUACUCAGCUGCGGCUGACAAGGCAUUAGCGCAAGUGAAAGGUGCAUUAGAAAAGAAGCAAAAGGAGCUGCAGGAGUACGACAGUCUCAUUUAUCGGCUUGAGGAGAUGCCCAAAAAGCGAUCUGAACCCGUCAUGUGCCCUAUAGGCUCAGUUGGCUUUCUUCCUGCGACUAUUGUUCAUACGAAUGAAAUACUUAUUGGCCUGGGUGAUGGAUACUUCGUAGAUACCACAGCAUAUCAUGCUGCAGAGAUCUUAAAAAGACGGAAAACUGUUGUGGAAGACAAUAUCGCCGAUCUACAUCAGCAUGAAAACAUAAUCACGCAGCAGAUUGCUUUUGCCAAAGAGAUUUUCGAGCAUCAAGGCAAUUCCGAUGAAGUGGAGAUUCGAGAAGAGUAUGACGAAGAGAAAGAAGAAGAGUUGAGAAAAAAGCGCAGAUCUAGAAUACCAGCAAAUCGUCCCGUUACCAAGACCGUAGCUGAUGUCAAAGCCGAGGCUGAAAUGAUGAGAAGGUUAGAGGAGUUAGAGCAGCAGGAGCGGAUGAAUGGUGAACUCAAUACCGAUUCUGACGACGCAGAUGAAGCCGAUUCACUCAAACAUUCCAACCAGUCCUUUCAGGACAAAAGCAAGGAAAUCGAAGAACCAAAACGACCUCUAUUAAAUCCGGUUCCCAGUCAAUCUGACAAGCCCUCGAGUGUAGCUUCAGCCACCGGAUCUGUUGAAUCCACCCGAGUAACUUGCCCAGGCGAAGAAAUUAAAGACUUGAAGCCAGGAAGAGAGAAGAGUUCUACGGUGGAAGCUCAAGUGAUUGACAAAACAGUGCAGGAAGAUGGACUAUCAGUGGGUGUGUUCAGUGGCGAGGAUCUUAUCAAGGCGCUAGCUGAGCAAGACCAGGUGUAUGAUGAAGCAGAUCAAGUCUGUCAGCCCCCUCGUGGAGUUGACCCGAAGGAUUUCGAAGAAGCUUCGUCAGGAAUUGGUUAG
Molecule: messenger RNA, 1023 nt
Organism: Cooperia oncophora
Lineage: Eukaryota; Metazoa; Nematoda; Chromadorea; Rhabditida; Trichostrongylidae
Source: the annotation of a GenBank genome assembly